This is a messenger RNA of Mus caroli (Ryukyu mouse), 2849 nucleotides long. It is a transcript of the gene Slc2a5, whose product is annotated as solute carrier family 2 member 5. Gene Ontology annotation, molecular function: fructose transmembrane transporter activity; D-glucose transmembrane transporter activity. Gene Ontology annotation, cellular component: plasma membrane. Gene Ontology annotation, biological process: dehydroascorbic acid transport; fructose transmembrane transport. Lineage: Eukaryota; Metazoa; Chordata; Mammalia; Rodentia; Muridae. The record is from RefSeq and is a predicted model, not a curated record.
GCGUUGGUCGCGCUGAACUGCGACUGCGCAGAAACCAGAUUCCCACUCUGAACACUUCUCUCAGGGUCUGACCACAGACCUGCACCCACCCUGUUGAGAAAGUUGAGGCAGGGAUUGAACCCUCAGCUUUCAGAUCUCAUUUUACAGUAAAACAGGCAGAGAGAAGAUUAAUAGUUGAGGGCCAAGAAGCUGGUCUCUGUUCUCUACGCUCCCAAGAUUGCAAACUCGGCUCGUUAUUUCUGUACCCCACCUCUCACUCCCGCCCCCGAAGUAAGUGACACCACCUUCAAUUUACGUGCAUUUUCUUUGGAAGGUUUUGUUUUUCUUCAAACUAUUUGAAAUACAUGAAACUCUCUGGCCCCGUCACGCCUUAGUUGAAGAGCCACGUGUUAGUGUGGGAAGAAAACAAGGAAGUUUUCCUGGAAGGAGACGCCCCCACUGUCCAUUGCUACCCGAACGGAUCUACACUUCUGGAUGCAGAGUGGGCUCCUGAUAAACGGCUGAAGGGUGAAGGACAGGAAGAAAGACAUCUCUGACUGAACCCGAGCAACAGCUAAUAAAUCAAAGGAGCAUGUCUAACAAGGAUGAAAAUCUGCGGGCCUGGUGGGACUUUGCUCAGGAUUUGGCCGCCUGGUCUGGUCAGUCCGGUAGCAGUUGAACACGUGCUGAGCGCCGGAGCCCGUGGUGACCAGCUUGUGGGCAGAUUGCUGGACUCAGACCAGGCUCUGGGGACUUAGCCUGCCCUGCAAAGGAAGAGUACAAGAAGCACAGCUGGCACUUUGAGGAGGUGAGCCGCAGGCUGCACUUGCAGAGCAACGAUGGAGGAAAAAAAUCAAGAGGGGACAGGGGAGCUGACAUUGGUCCUUGCUCUGGCAACGCUCAUCGCCGCCUUUGGCUCGUCCUUCCAAUAUGGGUACAACGUAGCUGCCGUCAACUCUCCCUCAGAGUUCAUGCAGCAGUUUUACAAUGACACCUACUACGACAGAAAUGAGGAGAAUAUCGAGUCCUUCACCUUGACGCUGCUGUGGUCCCUGACGGUGUCCAUGUUCCCCUUUGGGGGCUUUAUAGGCUCUCUCAUGGUUGGAACCUUGGUGAAUAAACUGGGCAGAAAAGGGGCCCUGCUGUUCAACAACAUAUUCUCCAUCCUGCCGGCCAUCUUAAUGGGCUGCAGCCAAAUUGCCCAAUCGUUUGAGCUAAUAAUUAUUUCCAGACUUCUGGUUGGAAUCUGUGCAGGUAUCUCUUCCAACGUGGUCCCUAUGUACUUAGGGGAGCUGGCCCCGAAAAACCUGCGAGGGGCUCUAGGAGUGGUCCCGCAACUCUUCAUCACUGUCGGCAUCCUUGUGGCCCAGCUGUUCGGCCUUCGGAGUCUCUUGGCCAAUGAGGAUGGCUGGCCAGUUCUCCUGGGUCUAACUGGAGUCCCCGCAGGCCUUCAGCUCCUCCUCCUCCCGUUCUUUCCCGAGAGCCCCCGCUACCUGCUGAUCCAGAAGAAAAAUGAGGCAGCUGCUGAGAGAGCCCUCCAGACCCUCCGAGGCUGGAAAGACGUGCACCUAGAGAUGGAGGAGAUCCGGAAGGAGGAUGAGGCUGAGAAGGCGGCGGGCUUCAUCUCUGUGUGGAAGUUGUUCACUAUGCAGUCUCUCCGUUGGCAACUCAUCUCCAUGAUUGUCCUCAUGGCUGGCCAGCAGCUGUCGGGAGUGAACGCGAUCUACUACUACGCCGAUCAGAUCUACCUCAGCGCAGGCGUGAAAAGCGACGACGUCCAGUAUGUGACGGCCGGGACUGGGGCCGUCAAUGUGUUCAUGACCAUCCUCACGAUCUUUGUGGUAGAGCUUUGGGGACGGCGAUUCCUACUCCUCGUCGGCUUCUCCACCUGCCUCAUAGCCUGCUUAGUGCUGACGGCUGCACUGGCGCUGCAGAACACCAUCUCCUGGAUGCCCUAUAUCAGCAUUGUCUGUGUCAUUGUCUACGUCAUAGGACACGCCUUAGGACCCAGCCCCAUCCCUGCCCUGCUCAUCACUGAGAUCUUCCUGCAGUCCUCCCGGCCAGCCGCCUACAUGAUCGGAGGCAGUGUCCAUUGGCUCUCUAACUUCACUGUGGGGCUCAUCUUCCCCUUCAUUCAAAUGGGCCUUGGUCCCUACAGCUUCAUUAUCUUUGCAACCAUCUGUCUCCUCACCACCAUCUACAUCUUCAUGGUCGUCCCAGAGACCAAGGGCAGGACAUUCGUUGAGAUCAACCAGAUUUUUACCAUGAAGAACAAAGUGUCAGACAAAUAUCCGAAGGAGGAGGAGGAGCUUAGCACCCUCCCGCACACGAUCUUGGAGCAGUAGCAGAGCCAGGCCACCAGCCAGCCUGGCCGGUCUGCACGGACCUCCUGUCUAGACGCUGGUUCUGGGUUCUUGUCUGUGACACUGGAAGGGAGAUGAGCCUGGUGGGAAGUGUCAGCUCCGUCACCGGCCUCCACUCAGUGGGAACAUCUGCCUGCUUUUGUGCUUUCCUGCCGUCUCUAACUAUAGAGGCCAGUCAUAGGCUCUUGGUCUCAUGCAAAGCCAUCCCUUGCCUUUACCGGGUUGACUCUGGUGAGGGUCUUGUAACAUCGCUUUUCUAACAAAAAGAGUUGCUGCAAGACCAGAUGUGAUGAUCAUAUUUUACCAGCAAAACUGACUCUUGUGUGUUUCCCGUGGGCCUGGAGAGAACUCUGGCAUCUACUUGGGAUUGAUGUUGUCUUCUUUCCCUACCCAGCCAUGUCAUAAAGUGGGGGAACAGACCAUUUGCGAAGACACACCGAGCGUGGAUUAUUAACUGUAAACAAUACUACUUUGUAUAACCAAUAAAACAGAUAUGAUCACUUCUCA